Molecule: messenger RNA, 8850 nt
Organism: Fundulus heteroclitus (mummichog)
Lineage: Eukaryota; Metazoa; Chordata; Actinopteri; Cyprinodontiformes; Fundulidae
Product: voltage-dependent R-type calcium channel subunit alpha-1E
Exons: 48
Coding region: 421-7467 (2348 amino acids)
Biological process (GO): calcium ion import across plasma membrane; chemical synaptic transmission
Cellular component (GO): voltage-gated calcium channel complex; neuronal cell body; membrane
Molecular function (GO): high voltage-gated calcium channel activity
Source: RefSeq, a predicted model, not a curated record
CUCCCGGUGAAGUUUUGAAGCCACAGCCCUGCGCGUCGUAAUCCACGCGCCAAGUGACUCAUAUAUCGCGGACAGCCCGGUUUGCGUGAAGAUGGUCGGGAUUAUAUCCACGCCUCGGUCCUUGUCUCCGCGCGUAUUUACGCUCAUGUCUGCCACACGGCUCUGGCUCCCAGCCACCCAACGAUAUUUAUAGCCACACAGCGGCGACCAGCAGCACUCAAGGAGAUACCUGGCUUCCUCUGAGCAUCAAACUUGGACUGAUUGAGUGGCAGGCGGGCAGGAAGAAAGAGGGAGGGGGGUGGUGGUAAAAGGGGGGUGCCAUGGAUUUAGGAUCCAGCUCAGGAUGUAAGGAGCGCGCCGCACCUCGAGCCCCAUUUGUAGAAUUAUGGUGAACCUGCGAAGCUCCUGACCCCUGCAGUCAUGCUCACCCGUUCGGACCAGUCCCUCUCCCGUUCCCUCACACCGACUCUCCGCUCUCCGUCGCGCUGCGGACGCACUCAUGUCCAGUCUUCUCUGUCCCUGCCGGAGCCUGAGGACUGGAGGAGGCCCAUCUCGGCUGCCCGUCCUGGCUUGGCUCAAGGAGUUCGCUCCUCCUCCCUGCAGGUCCCUCCCGGCGGCCCUGAGAACCUGGGCCUGCCCCCCCGUGCAGCCAGCUUCGACGUGCACUACAGCCAAGAGGACGGCUCGUCCGAUCAGGGCUCGGGGUCUCUCAGCCCCCAUGCUGCGCUGCGGCGGCGCGGAGGUCUUGUGGAGCAGAAGGACAUCAUCAUGGCCCACCAGGCUCACAAAAUACAGAGCACGCCACAAGCCCGCAGGAAGGAGUGGGAAAUGGCUCGGUUCGGAGACGAGUCCGUUCCCGCCGCGGCAGACUCCGGGGAAGGGGACAUGGAGCGCGGUAGCGACGGACAGGACACGGCGUCCGGCGGGCUGACGGCUUCCAUGAAGCAAGCCAAGGCGCAGCGGGCCCGGACCAUGGCUCUGUACAACCCCGUCCCUCACCGGCAGAACUGCCUCACCGUCAACAGGUCGCUUUUUAUAUUUGCAGAGGACAACCUCAUUAGGAAAUAUGCAAGGAGGAUAAUAGAGUGGCCACCAUUCGAGUACAUGAUCCUGGCUACCAUCACAGCUAACUGUGUCGUCCUGGCCUUGGAGCAGCACCUCCCUGGAGAAGACAAGACCCCCAUGGCAAAAAGACUGGAGAAGACAGAACCGUACUUUAUUGGGAUAUUCUGCUUCGAGGCGGGGAUCAAGCUGGUCGCGCUUGGUUUUGUUUUCCAUAAAGGAUCCUACCUGAGGAAUGGCUGGAACGUCAUGGACUUUAUAGUUGUUCUCAGUGGGAUCCUGGCCACUGCUGGAGCCCACAUGAACAUCCCCGUCGAUCUUAGGACCCUGAGGGCGGUGCGAGUCCUAAGACCACUCAAACUCGUCUCUGGGAUCCCCAGCUUACAGAUUGUGCUCAAGUCCAUCAUGAAGGCCAUGAUCCCACUGCUUCAGAUCGGCCUUCUCUUGUUCUUCGCCAUCCUCAUGUUUGCAAUCAUCGGCCUGGAGUUCUACAGCGGGAAGCUCCAUCAAACCUGCCUGCCUUCAGAUUACAUUCUCGAUAAUGAGACUCUUGACUCAUCAGAGUUGGCAUUUGCAUGCGGGGUGAGGAAGUGUCCGGAGAAGUACGACUGUAACGACACCUGGAUCGGGCCCAAUGACGGCAUCACGCAGUUUGACAACAUCCUGUUUGCUGUCCUCACCGUCUUCCAGUGCAUCACCAUGGAGGGCUGGACAGCUGUGCUCUACAAUACCAAUGAUGCUCUGGGUCCCACGUGGAACUGGAUAUACUUCAUUCCUCUCAUCAUUAUUGGGUCAUUCUUUGUCUUGAAUCUAGUGCUGGGAGUUCUGUCAGGAGAAUUUGCCAAGGAAAGGGAGAGGGUGGAGAACAGGAGAGCCUUCAUGAAGUUACGUCGUCAGCAGCAAGUGGAAAGAGAACUGAACGGCUACCGAGCCUGGAUAGACAGGGCAGAGGAAGUCAUGCUUGCAGAGGAGAAUAAAAAUUCAGGCAGAUCCCCAUUAGAUGUGCUGAAAAGAGCGAGUAAAAAGACAGGUGCACGGAGAGCCGCACCAGGAAGUGACAAGUACACAGACCAGUCCACCGCCAGCAUGUCAAGAUCAAGAAUGAACUUUCGCAGCGGCCGCCGUGGCCCAGCUGCCUACCUGCGACGUAAAGAGCGCAUGUUGCGCAUCUCCAUCCGCCGUAUGGUGAAGACGGACACUUUCUACUUGAUGGUCCUCAGUCUGGUGGCGCUCAACACCAUCUGCGUGGCCAUCGUGCACCAUGACCAGCCCGACUGGCUGACCAUCGUCCUCUACUAUGCAGAGUUUGUGUUCCUGGGGCUGUUUCUGGCUGAGAUGUUUUUGAAGAUGUAUGGUCUGGGCUUCCGGCUCUACUUCCAUUCAUCUUUCAACUGCUUUGACUGUGGGGUCAUUAUCGGCAGCAUCUUUGAGGUGGUCUGGGGCUUCUUUAGGCCCGGCAUGUCAUUCGGUAUCAGUGUACUGAGAGCGCUGAGACUCCUGAGAAUAUUCAAAAUCACCAAGUACUGGGCCUCUCUCAGGAACCUGGUUGUUUCCCUGAUGAGCUCCAUGAAGUCCAUUAUCAGCCUGCUUUUCCUUCUCUUUCUCUUCACUGUGGUGUUUGCACUGCUCGGGAUGCAGCUUUUUGGAGGGAGGUUCAUCUUUGAAGAUUACACUCCCACCAACUUUGACACGUUUCCAGCUGCCAUCAUGACAGUGUUUCAGAUCCUGACUGGCGAGGACUGGAACGAGGUGAUGUAUAAUGGAAUCCGCUCGCAGGGAGGCGUUCGCUACGGCAUGUGGUCAUCCAUCUACUUCAUAGUGCUCACUCUGUUCGGUAACUACACACUGCUAAAUGUCUUCUUGGCCAUCGCUGUGGAUAAUUUGGCCAACGCACAGGAACUUACCAAGGAUGAAGAAGAAGAAGAGGAGUUCUUCAAUCAGAGAUAUGCAAGAGGAAGAGACGGCUUGAUAUCAGAUGGCAGAAGAAGACCCUACCUAUACAGAAAACGGGCAAUCCACAGAGGGCGGCCCAAUUUCCCAGAAGACCUUGAUUGUGCAGCGGGGCCCCCAGAUGAGCAGCCCAUUCGUGGCCCUAGUGCGUUUGCCAAUCGCCGCGAGAGGAGGAGAAAAGUUAACAUGUCCGUGUGGGAGCAGAGAGCCAACCAGCUACGCAGACGUCGUCAGAUGGCGAGCAGAGAGGAGCUGUUUAGUAGCCCUCCAGAAGAAAACAAUGAAACUCCCACAAUUCCCAAACACGUUCCCGCCAUCUCCCCGGGGGCCAGCCCGGCUCACCUGCCUGAGUCUCCCAUGUCGGUGAAGAUGCCCCUACCCGAGCCCCCGAUGUCCGUCUCCAUUCCAAUGCCAGAUCCCCCGGCGGGUGAGCCUCUUGUCAACCUGAGUGAGGAGAAGACAGCAGGAGCAAACCACAGGACCGCGGGCGGUGGCAGGCACCGGAUGGCCCGGAAAUUUAGGUCCAGUCAGGCACCGGAGGAAGGAGCCCGGCACAGGCGCCACCGCCACCGAGAAGCCCGUGUUGAGGCCAAGAGUCUGGACUGCACACAGCCCCCGCGCGAGGUCCUGCACGUCAGACGGUCACUCAGUCAGGAAAGGAAGAUCAUCGAUGAGAGCGAGGAGAAGGAAGACAGAGAGGAGAGCGAGCGAGCCGAGGGAGAGGGAGGACAACAGAACGUGACACAGCUAGAGGAAGAUGAUGGAACGUGCAUCAUCAAUCCGUACGCAGAGGUCGGAGAAGAGGGCAGAAGAGAUGCUGCUUCCAGCAGCGAUAUUCCUGAUCCUCCGCAGUGCACCUGGUCACAGCAGGGAGAGCCCGGCUGCCCGGCUGCCUCAGUUGACUCCGCUUUAGAGGGAAAAGAGUACACCGUGAGUACCAUUGAGUCGGAGAAACGCAAGAUCUCCAUCAAACGUGACAAGUCCAACCCGGAGGGCAGCGUGGCCAUAGAAAUGUCUGCACAGCCCCUUCUGGCACUCACUCCUGUCACAGAAAACAGCAAAGAGUUGGAGGCAGACCUGUCCGAUCAGAAAGAGGACGAAACGGAGGACGAGGAACCCCCGCUGCCUCCUAAAACCGUAGCUCCCGACAGCAUGUUCAUCUUCAAAGCCUCCAAUCCUAUCAGGAGGAUCUGUCACUAUGUGGUCACUCUUCGCUACUUUGAAAUGACCAUUCUCCUUGUGAUCGUGGCGAGCAGCAUCGCGCUGGCAGCAGAGGACCCUGUGUGCACAAACUCAGACAGAAACAAGGUGCUGCGAUACUUUGAUUACGUCUUCACUGGAGUGUUCACCUUUGAAAUGAUCAUAAAGAUGAUAGACCAGGGUCUCAUUCUGCACGAUGGCUCCUACUUCCGAGACAUGUGGAACCUCCUGGACUUCAUUGUAGUGGUGGGAGCUCUGAUCGCCUUUGCUCUAACGAAUGUGAUGGGAAACAACAAAGGCAGAGACAUCAAGACAAUAAAGUCCCUCCGAGUUCUGAGAGUUCUGCGGCCCCUUAAGACCAUCAAGAGGCUCCCUAAACUCAAGGCGGUUUUUGACUGUGUGGUCACGUCUCUAAAGAACGUCUUCAACAUCCUCAUUGUGUAUCAGCUCUUUAUGUUCAUCUUUGCUGUCAUCGCGGUCCAGCUCUUUAAGGGGAAGUUCUUCUUUUGCACUGACAGCUCCAUGAAAACAGAAAAGGAAUGUCGAGGCUUCUACAUUGACUACAGCAGAGACAAGAAAGAGGUCAAGAGAAGAGAAUGGAGGAGGCACGAGUUUCACUAUGACAACGUCUGCUGGGCCCUGCUCACGCUUUUCACGGUGUCGACCGGAGAGGGGUGGCCUCAGGUCCUUCAGCACUCCACCGAUGUCACAGAAGAGAACAUGGGGCCGAGUCGCGGGAACCGGAUGGAAAUGUCCGUCUUCUAUGUGGUCUACUUUGUGGUCUUUCCGUUCUUCUUUGUCAACAUCUUUGUGGCUCUUAUCAUCAUCACCUUCCAGGAGCAGGGUGAUAAGAUGAUUCAGGAGUGCAGCCUGGAGAAGAAUGAGAGGGCCUGCAUUGACUUUGCCAUCAGUGCCAAACCGAUGACCCGCUACAUGCCCCAGAACCGGCAAACCUUCCAGUACAGACUCUGGCACUUUGUGGCCUCGCCUUCUUUUGAGUACACGGUGCUUGUCAUGAUCGCCCUGAACACAGUUGUUCUUAUGAUGAAGUAUCACUCGGCCCCAACAGCUUAUGAUGCCGUCCUGAAGCACCUAAACACCGCCUUCACGGUGCUCUUCUCCAUGGAGUGUAUACUGAAGAUCCUGGCCUUUGGGUUUGUGAACUACUUUCGAGACACUUGGAACAUUUUUGAUUUUAUCACUGUUCUUGGCAGCAUCACAGAAAUAAUUGUAGACCUGCAGUCGGUGAACACCAUCAACAUGAGUUUCCUGAAGCUUUUCCGAGCAGCCAGGUUGAUCAAGCUGCUGAGACAGGGCUACACCAUCCGCAUUCUGCUUUGGACAUUCGUACAAUCCUUCAAGGCUCUUCCUUAUGUCUGCCUCCUUAUCGCCAUGCUCUUCUUCAUCUACGCCAUCAUUGGAAUGCAGGUGUUUGGAAACAUCAAGCUGAAUGAUGAGAGUCACAUCAAUCAGCACAACAAUUUUAAGACCUUCUUCAGUGCACUGAUGCUUCUUUUCAGGAGUGCAACAGGGGAGUCCUGGCAGGAGAUCAUGCUCUCCUGUCUCUCUGGACAGGAGUGUGAACCAGACCCGUCCAUUGCCCCCCUCACCAUGUCUCCAGACCACGAGGGCGGGUGUGGCACAGACUUCGCUUACUGCUACUUUGUUUCCUUCAUCUUCUUCAGCUCCUUCCUGAUGCUGAAUCUGUUUGUGGCUGUGAUUAUGGAUAACUUCGAGUACCUGACGCGGGACUCCUCCAUCCUGGGCCCUCAUCACCUGGACGAGUUUGUCCGAAUAUGGGGCGAGUAUGAUAGGCUGGCAUGUGGGCGUAUUCACUACACAGCUAUGUACGAGAUGCUGACACACAUGUCUCCGCCUCUGGGCUUGGGUAAAAAAUGUCCCGCUAAGAUCGCCUACAAGAGGUUGGUGUUGAUGAACAUGCCCGUGGAUGAGGACAUGAGCGUCCACUUCACCUCAACUCUAAUGUCGCUCAUCCGCACAGCUUUAGACAUCAAAAUAGCUCGAGGUGGUGAGGACCGCAUUGCUCUGGAUGCUGAGCUGCAGAAGGAGAUCAGCAUCAUUUGGCCGUAUCUGCCGCAGAAGAACUUGGACCUACUGGUACCCAUCAACAAAGAUACCGACAUGACAGUGGGAAAGAUCUACGCCUCAAUGAUGAUAAUGGACUACUUCAAAACGAACAAAGCAAAGAAACUCAGGCAACAGCUGGAAGCUCAGAAGAGCAACUUGAUCUUUAAACGUCUGGACGCCUCCACCCUGCCCGAGGAUAUUCUGUCCAACACCAACCCGCUGCCCAUGAUGGCGCACAGCGCGGGCUCAGCCCUGACCAGAGGGGGCUUUGUGGCUUUGAGCCCCAUCUCCCCCCAGGACCUAUUUCUGCCGCCCAUAAGUUCGGACAUCGAUGGCGACCAGCAGCAGCAGAAUGUGCAGGGAGAGGCUACAAACGGCUCCAUGAAGCGGUCGGUCUCCACGGUUGCAGAUCAACGUGUAAACGGCCUCUGGGAGGAGGACAAAAGCCCUGAGAGAGUUUACCGACCUCGACACAAAAGCUACAAGGCUGCUGUCUCCCGGUCUGAGCACAGGGAGCGCGGCCGGUCUAAGGAGCGUUGCCACCUGUUGUCUCCAGACACCUCUCGUUGUAACUCGGAGGAAAGAAGCUUGCAGCCCUCACGCUCCUCCAGCGUAGAGCGAGCACUUCCCCAGGAUAAACAGGGCAACAGCUCAGACAGCCCAGUACCCUCCACGUCAGAGUCCAGCACACCCAGUGGCCGGCGACCUCUCUCACAAACCCCAACCCGAUCCCGCCCUCACAUCUCCUAUUCCCCACUGGAGUGUCGCACGCAAGUCUCCGUCGGAGAAGUCGACGAUGAACAAGGCAGCCCAGAGACCACGAGGCGGGCCAAAGCAUCAUGGGAGACCCAAGAAGGAGCUGCGGGAGAGAGGCGGAGUCACCUCGAUAUAAAUGCGUCCCCACCUCGACGCUACCCGUCAGAGCCUUUCCUGGCCUCGCAGGAGGACGACCACAGCCCGGACCCCUCUGGUCCCAUGGAGACGUUGACCUUUGAGGCGGCCGUGGCGUGCAGCCUGGGACGCUCAAACACCAUUGGCUCAGCUCACCCACGCUGGCGGACCGGCUGGCAGGUCCCCAAUGGACAUUUCAGGAAGCGUCUGAUGCAGACAGCCUCAGCUGCGGGCUGCGACACCCUCAGUGAUACAGAGGAGGACGACAGGUGCUAGGGACAAGGACACGCAGCAUGGGCAAGGACAUCGGCACCAAGCGUGAAGGUUAACGUGUCUCUUUUUGCAUCGUCAAAGUCGUGCGCCCUCUGGAUGCUGGGCGAAACCCCCAAAUAUGACAAAGACCUUAAUACUUCCUGAAACUGUAGAUGCCAACUUACAACGAACACUGACAAUCAAUAAGGUCUAUUUCCUGACUUCUACUUGAUGAUACAGAGUAAUAAUGCAUCUCAAGUUGUCACCGAGUACAGAAAAUAACUGAAAAAUAAUGGACCAGGUCAUGCCAUUUGUGUCAAUAGGUAUUUUCCUUUCUGAAGAUGUUUUUAAAAGAUUCUGUGUUGCUCUAAAAGGUAUUUAUCUGUGGGGUGUGUGAAUAUGUAACUAUGUUUUGUUAUAAUUUUUUUGUAAAUAAAUUGUGAUCAUCUUGCCAUUGCCAUCUAUUAGAACCUGUCAAUGCAACAAGCCAUUAUAAAGAGGGAGUCUGACACUUUUCCAGGUAAUGCUAUAUUAAUAAUAAAAGAAACACUAAUAAUGCUGGAUUUUUUUUGUUUAGUGUUUGAAUGAAUGUGCAGAGAUCCGCUGUCUAAUUUCCCCUCUUUGUUUUUCUUUUUGGUAUUAAACAUAGUAAGUUCACAGAUCUGAGAUAUGGUUAAAGUAAUAGAACAUCAUAGAAAGAUUCAUUUGUGAUUUCUCUUGAUAGUAUUAUUAAAUCAUGCAAUCAUCAAACCUCAGACCUUUAAAUUUGGUCAGUUAUACUUAGUUUAUUUUUAUUUGUAAAUCCCUUUGAACUUCAAAGCCAAAAGGCCCUGUGUGGCGGAAAACUCACACUGCACAUCACACACAGCAGAAAUGUGCCACAGUAAAAUAUGAUUGUGGCAUCCUCAUUCUUCUGGGAUGCCUUUCCUCAAUUUCUGAGCAAUUAAACAUCUCAGAAUAUGCUGAGAGUGCAGUUUUACCACAUACUGGUGCAAACACUGACCACCUUCAUCUAUUAUUGUGAUCACUACAUGAAGACUUCAAAACAUAAUCUAUUAAAACUUCACAGGUACACCAUGACACUCCUUGCGUCUAAAAUUCACUUUACUCUAAUACAUUUGCAAAUAAUGUACAGAGAAUCUAUGCUGUUAAUAACGUUUAAAAAAGGGGAAAAAAAGGUCUUUGCCGACAAGCUUUAAAGCUAAAGUUUGAAUCUUUGGAAAUCUUCAUAUUAAGGUUGUGUAUUGUUUGAUUUUCCUGACAAAUAGGUGAAAUUAUUGAAGCUCGCUUAACCAAAAAAAAAUUUGUACUUUAAGUUCCAGGAAUGCAAAUACUCUGUGGGAUUGUAUGUAUACAAUAGCUGUAUAUAUAAGUAAAGGUGUCCACAAGUGGCCAUUGUUAUCUGAA